GAGAAUCCAGGGUUUGCCUUCGGUGUGGUGCUUUACGCGUAACUAUCGAGAACCUGUCCAUCUUUCUUGGCUCUAAGCUGUUGUGUCGAGUCGAGUCGGAGUAGCCUUGCUCUGUUGCCCCGUCACACGUGCCAUUUAGGAUUGACACCACAAGUGACCACUUCGUAGUUAGACUGGGACUAAAGCAGCAACCUUUCUUGAUCGACCAGACCGCAAUAGUCGGAGCUUGCAGCCGUUCUUCCAAGGAAAUCUUUUCCCCUAACGCUGCGCCCAGCAGUGCUUCCCAAACCGCAGUCACGCUUGCCGUUUUAGACUGCGCUUCAUAGCUGUGCGCAGUUUUGGACUGAGAACACGUAUUUAGAGAGUAAACCCACAAGGCGCUAUGAGAACGUCCGUUAAAUUACUCGCAAUAUUAGUUCUCGUCGCGGUGUGGCAACAACACCAAGCGACUGCGGUGAGUCCGCGAGAGGUGCGGAAGGCGAGCGACAGCAUCAAGCAAAGACCUGAGUUCAAGCACGUACAUGACUUAAUCGACAAAUACCUGAAGUCGCUCAUCCCCCUUUCAGACGUCACCAUCUUAAUACCAGCGGGCAUCGCGCAGCUGUACGCGUACACGGCGGCCCAGCAAACGACGAUCAUAUCGUACAACACCAUCGACACCCGCUACCUCUACCGCAACUUCACCAACAUGAAAGGCGGCACGAUUCUGGGCUCGCUGGAAGGCAGCAAUAUCAUCAAGCGCGGUCCUAAUUACCAACCAGUUGUGGGCUUCCAAGGCACCGGAGCUGCUCUCUGGAGCAUGCUGGUGGUGCCGAACCUGUGGAUUGGCUCGGACUUCACGAUUCAGGGAACCACCACGCUCCUCAUCCCGGCAGAUUUGUGACGUCGUGCAGCUGCUGGUGUGGGAAAUGUGGGGGCGGGGGAAGUGGUGGCCAUGAUGUGGGUUGAUGGAAUGGGAGGGCAUCACCAUGGGCUUGAUUUGGUUGAGGCGACGCUGUAUUGGUAUGAUUUGCCAUUCUGCUCCUAACCCAGGCCUGGAAGGUUAUGAGGUGAUGUAACAUCCAGUUGAAUUGCAGCCACAGGUGUAGUUAACAGGAUAAUAAUAGUAAACUAAUGAUGACGUUAAUAUGCGUGUACUUCUCUGUAGCAAUUAGAAUUUAUGCAUUUUUGCCGAGAUGAGAGGCAAAACAUUUCUACUGUUGUGGCUU
Molecule: messenger RNA, 1208 nt
Organism: Closterium sp. NIES-67
Lineage: Eukaryota; Viridiplantae; Streptophyta; Zygnematophyceae; Desmidiales; Closteriaceae
Source: the annotation of a GenBank genome assembly